Aureobasidium melanogenum CBS 110374 is the source of this 738-nucleotide messenger RNA. RefSeq lists its product as uncharacterized. The annotation marks the transcript as partial. Gene Ontology annotation, cellular component: fungal-type cell wall. The transcript has a single exon. Lineage: Eukaryota; Fungi; Ascomycota; Dothideomycetes; Dothideales; Saccotheciaceae. The record is from RefSeq and is a predicted model, not a curated record. Gene Ontology annotation, biological process: fungal-type cell wall polysaccharide metabolic process.
AAACGUGGGCUGUCUUACAAUCAGGCUAAUUUUACCAUGCCCUUUUCUCUCAGUGGGCAAGAUAGUCAGGUCUCUUGGGCCUACGACUGGUUCUAUGCACCAUGCAGCGCUGCUGGUGUACAGAGCUGUGGCUUUAACCCAGCACUUGAGUUCGUUCCUCUGCUCUACAACGACGAUCCGAAUCUUUUAUCUCAAUGGCCUGCCGCAGCUCAGCUUGCGAUUGACAACGGUUCUACUGCACUCUUCUCGUUCAAUGAACCCGACUUCUGCCAGUCUGGCAGUGCUUGCAUGAAUGUGUCUACGGCAGUCUACUACCAUCAACGAUACAUGCAGCCUUUUGCCGGUAAAGCCCUGAUUGGCGCCCCUGCCGUCACCAACUCUGGUGGCACUCCCACGAACCCUAUGGGCUUACUAUAUCUCCAAUACUUCCUGGGCAAUUGCACAGGCUGUACCAUCGACUUUAUCAACCUCCACUGGUAUAGCAACAAGUACGCUGGUGCUUCCUACCUUGAAUAUUACGUCAAUUCUGCCCGUGCUGUUGCUGGCGGACGACCUAUCUGGAUUACUGAGUUUGGCCUGGAUAGUACUUUCAGCUAUACUGAUGCCGAGCUACAGGCUUUCUUGCAACAGGCCAUGCCAUGGUUGGAUCAGCAGCCCGAUGUGGCUAGAUAUGCUUACUUUAUGGAUGCGCCUGGAAUUUUGAUCGACAGUGCUGGCGAUGGCAUCAGUGGGACGGGU